Molecule: messenger RNA, 1499 nt
Organism: Syngnathus acus (greater pipefish)
Lineage: Eukaryota; Metazoa; Chordata; Actinopteri; Syngnathiformes; Syngnathidae
Product: tetraspanin-8-like
Exons: 9
Coding region: 129-920 (263 amino acids)
Cellular component (GO): membrane
Source: RefSeq, a predicted model, not a curated record
CGUGCAGGAUUUUUUUUUUUUUUUUUUGCCCUUUUGUUUUGCACAUUUGUAAGCGUCACUGUUGAGAAGACGUCGUUACUCUUCUUUUUUGUUUGUUUUAACACUACAGGAGGAUUGCAGGAGACAAAAUGGGGAAAGUGAACAUCUGGCUGAAAAGGAGUUUCAUUAUUGUCACAAGUCUGAUGGCGAUGAUCGGCGCGCUCAUGUUGGCCGGGACCCUUUUCAGCCACGGGCACUACCAUCAGGAUGAGCAAUUUGAGGAUAUGCUCGUGGGCAUCAACACCAUGUACGCUUUGUCCAUCACGACCCUGAUACUGCCCAUCAUCGGCUUAUAUGGUGCAUGCAAAGAGAAGAGAUGGGGGCUCAUUGUGUUCACAGUUGGAAAGAUCCUGGGCAGCCUGUUUGUGCUUUACAUGACCAUCCAUGUGCUGAUCGUGCGGCCCAUGGUCAUCAAGAUCGUGUCCAAAUCAUACCUAAGCAUGCAACCGAUUAGCAACGCCAGUGAGAUCGAUGUGAAAAUCCUGCAGAAGACCCAAAUAGAAAUGGAAUGCUGUGGAGUGCAGCAGGGCUACAUGGAGUGGGGCUAUAACAUCUCCGAAUCCUGCCUGUGCAACGGCAUCUCGGCCAACUGCGUUGAGGCCCCUACGAACAGCAGCCUGUUCCAGCUCGCAGAGAACACGCCAGUCAUGAUUUAUAAAGAGCCAUGUCUACCAAUUCUGAUUUCACAUAUAAACUUGGCCAUGAGGGUCGUGGUGGGCGUCUCAAUGGGCCUGACUUCACUUUGGACGUUGUCGUGCGUGCUGAGCAUCGCCAUCUUGUGUCAGCUGAGAGAAAAAAAGGACACGCUGGUGGUAGCGUACAGUCGAGAGGCCAAAACGGGUAACUACGCCGUCCUCGCCGAGCCGGCGGAGCUCACCUGAUGGUCUGGACGCACUUCAAAAGUCACGCUUGUGAAAUCAGUGCUUAACCUAACCAAAAUUUGAUUAGUGAAUGUUGUAUCGUGUGCAAUUGAAUGCAAGCAUGGGAUUCCUUGAAGGAAUUCCGUGAGGACGUUUUUGCUGUGAUGUUCCUAUUAUUGUUUGUUUUAAAAUUGAAUUGUGCAAUAAAAUGAUUGCAAUUUUUUUCGCCCCUGUUGGUAAAAGGAGUUAUUUUGUAUGAAGGUUUUAUCUGUUUAUAGCUUUAUUAAUAACCAACAACCUAAAGCAACAAUUCUUACAUUUUAUUUCCUCUAUUUACAAUCAAGUAUAUUACAUAACUGAUGCCAUUACAUAUUCAUUGGACACAGUUUGGAAAAAAAAUGCAUGAAGUACACUCAUUUUGCCCUUCAAAUAAAAUGGAUGAAAUAAAUAAUAAUAAUAAAAAAAAGCUUUACGACUCCAUAAAUGUGCUUUGAUACAAACUGAGGUUUCCAGUGUAUACAAUGUGUGGUAACAUUCUCUGUCAUUUCUGUUUUAAUGCCAUUCAAACCUGUCUGAUUAAAUAACAAACACUGUGCUCCA